Aspergillus nidulans FGSC A4 is the source of this 1761-nucleotide messenger RNA. RefSeq names its product DNA repair protein Rad7, protein (gene rad7). The transcript has 5 exons. The record is from RefSeq and is a predicted model, not a curated record. NCBI's taxonomy places the organism in Eukaryota, Fungi, Ascomycota, Eurotiomycetes, Eurotiales, Aspergillaceae. Bases 1 to 1761 code for a protein of 586 amino acids.
AUGCGAAGGCAGACCAGGAAUCAGAUUAGUGGCCCGCGUUCAGCUCUCACUGAUUUUCUCGCUUCCAACAACAUCUCCGCAGCACAAAUCCAUGAUGACUAUCAGCGGAGGUUGAGAGAAGCGGAGAGUCAGGCCAAUGAAGGGCAGGAAGAGCGACUCACUGACGAAGAGUAUGAAGAUAAUAUCGGCGAGACUCCCGAGGAAAGAAAGAAGCGUAAGCGAAAGGAAGCAGCCACCCUCGCGAAGAUCAAGCAGAGCAAGGAGUUCGCUCGCCGCAAAGCUCGGCGCAUUGGUGAGCCUGAUGAUGAAGAUGAGCUUAUCGCAAGGGAGAUGCUGAAAGAGCGUGCUCGGCCUAUGCCUGGUCAACUUGAGAAUUGUGAGAUUUGCAGCAAACGAUUCACAGUUACACCAUACAGCAAGACAGGGCCUCAGGGCGGUCUUCUCUGCCCUAAAUGUUCUAAGGAGGUUGGUGACAAGGAGAAGAAAUUACAACCCAAGAAAAAAGGACCCAGAACUACUCGGCGCCAAAAUCAAAGUGACCUUCUCGACGGGAUCACCCAGCAUGGUGCUCUCAGUUUGGUUGAGAUGUGCACCAAGAAAGUGGCUGAUAAUAUCCAAGAUAUCACGGAGUUUGGUGAUCUUCCAUGGCAACCUUUACGUCGCCUAAGUCAAAUACUUUCAAAACGACGGGCAUUGACACCCAGGACACUGGAUCUUUUCCUCCGACCCGAUUUGGGAUUCAUUGACAUAUGCGACUCGGGCAAGCUUGAGACGGACGACUUCAGAAAGAUUUUCACGUUUAUGCCCGCUCUGACCAGCGUAAACCUUCGGUUUGCUGGACAGUUGAAAGACGAUGUCAUAGACUACAUGCUCGAUCGAAAUCUGAGUAUCCGACAUCUGCAACUUGAUUCUGCAAAUCUUGUCUCGGAUCUGAGAUGGAGACAAGUAUUCCAGAAGCUGGGGGAUAAGCUAGAGACACUCAGGCUGUCCAACCUGGACUCUUCGCUAGAUGAUGAGAGCAUUGAAGUCAUGUGUAAACACUGCACGGGACUCCGACGGUUAAAGCUCACCCAAUGUUGGAGGAUGUGUGACCGUUCUCUUCGAGCCAUUUCAACGUUACCGUCUCUGGAACAUCUGUCGUUGGACUUGAUACAGGAAACGAAGACCGAUAGCCUUGUUGAACUAGUUUCCAGACUUGGCUCAAACCUGCGGUCGCUAUCCUUGCGAGGUUUUUCAUCAGCCGAUGACACUUUGCUGGAAAUGAUACACAACAAAUGCAGGCACCUUCGCAAGCUUAGGUUUUCUGACAAUUCUGUCUGCACGGACAAAGGUUUCAAUGAACUCUUUCUGAACUGGUUGAACGCUCCCCUGGAAAUUGUGGAUCUCUCGUCAACACGAGACGUCGACAAUACAAACCCUAAUGGCCCUCCAGAUGCAAUAGGACUUGCAUCAAACGGGUUCGCUGCGCUCAUGCGCCAUUCUGGCUCUGCCAUCCGGAUACUGAACAUUGCGUCAUGUCGCCAUAUUUCUUAUGCGGCCUUCGAAGAAGCGUUUGCGGAGGGCAAAAACUAUCCUAACUUGAAAGAGUUGGAUGUCUCAUUUCACGGCGUGAUGGAUGACUAUCUUGUGGGUCGUAUUCUCCAAUGCUGCCCAGCAAUUCAAAAGGUCGUUGCAUUCGCUUGCUUCAGCGUGCGAGAACCUCAGGUUCCCAAGGGGGUGUCACUAAUCGGCGGUCUACGCACUCAAGAUUCCCUUGCUUAG